Messenger RNA from Cyprinus carpio (common carp), 957 nucleotides. RefSeq names its product uromodulin-like. The transcript is spliced from 3 exons. The record is from RefSeq and is a predicted model, not a curated record. Bases 1 to 552 code for a protein of 183 amino acids. Lineage: Eukaryota; Metazoa; Chordata; Actinopteri; Cypriniformes; Cyprinidae.
AUGGCACAGGAUAACUCACAUCCCACAAUACGAGUACUAGAGAAAUGUUGGGAGCAUGGAAAACAGGAAUCCAUUCUGCCUGAUCCCUGUUACAACUACACUGUGCUGGACGAUCGAUGGAGAGCUACCAAUAAUAUUCAUUCCAUUCAUGAAUAUCACAAGAGUGACACCAAUGUCACCUGGAGCGGCUGGGAUCGUCUCUUCAUUAACGGCCUGAAUGCUCAGAUCCCAGAUACGUGUAUUACAACAUAUGGCUGUGGCACUCAUAUUCCACUGUGGAUUCGUGGUGGACACCCAAGAGUUCAAGAUGGAGUCGUCACUCGAGAUGUCUGCGGUCACUGGGACAAUUACUGCUGCUAUUACGGGUCUUACCCCAUUAAAGUCAAAGCCUGUCCAGGCAAUUAUUAUGUCUAUGAGUUGGUUAGACCAACUGUGAAUUGGUCAGCCUACUGUGCAGAUGUCGGCAGCAUUAACAGCAGCUCUACAACCGUCACACCAGCGACCCUCUCCACUGGUAAUGUAACACACUGUAUGUCUCUAUUGAUGAAGUGAGUUAUUGUGUCAGUAGGUGAGGAUGUGAGAAAUGUAGUUAAAGAACUACAAAUGACUUCCUUUGCAAACAGCUCUGAUAUAUUUACACAGGUCUUUUUGAGGAGGAUAUCAAGUCACUUUGACACUUUGUUGAGUGCAUUAAUGCAGUAAUCUGGUCUUUGUAUCUCUAUUUUUGCAUCCUCACAAAUGCUUUCAUCAUACGUAACAGUGCAAACAUGAUGUAAAGAAGAGAUUCAUUGUGCAGUGUAGACAGCAUCAUGGCGAGAGUCAGUGAUAAACUCACGCUGUUUGAUUGACAGCUCCAGUGAUUAUAGAGGAAGUAUUCUUUAAUCGCUCUCUGUAUAUUCUGUAUCAACACUAACAGAAACAAUGUGUAGUUAACCAUUUAGUCACUGGAUUGAUUUA